This is a messenger RNA of Nematostella vectensis (starlet sea anemone), 5108 nucleotides long. Its product is annotated as zinc finger CCCH domain-containing protein 13. Gene Ontology annotation, cellular component: exon-exon junction complex. Gene Ontology annotation, molecular function: mRNA binding. The transcript has 17 exons. The record is from RefSeq and is a predicted model, not a curated record. Lineage: Eukaryota; Metazoa; Cnidaria; Anthozoa; Actiniaria; Edwardsiidae. Gene Ontology annotation, biological process: mRNA processing. The coding region runs from base 191 to 2833 and encodes 880 amino acids.
CAGACACCAUGCGCAUUGUUCCUCACGCAUCUAGAAUUCAAGAUGGCCGCCGACGCGUGUUGCAUUUGAACCAAAGCAUACCAAUACAAAUUGGCAGAAAUUCCAGCUAGAAUUCAACAAUAUACCCCAAGAGAAAAGGAUAUAUGCUUUACAAAAAAUAGUAGAUUGAAGUUGUUUUGGAAUUGUCGCCAUGAGCGGCUCUGAAGGGUCAAAAGCUGAAAUCGCUGAUAACAGCGCUAAAAAAGAUGAGUUUGAGCCAAUCCUUGAUGUCUCAGAAGACUUAACUGAAGUAGAAGGAAAAGGAUCAGAAUCACAACGUUUGCCAGAGCAAGCACCAAGAGAGGAAGCUCAGAAUAAAGAUGUACCAGUAACUAAAGGAAAUGAUGUGGAUGAUGGUGAAGAAAGUGAAGAAGACAAGAAGGCUGUCGAUCUACCAGGUAAUGUGGGAGGUGAUGGGGAUGAUGGUUCAGGAGGUGAAGAAGACAAGACUUCUGUAGAUCUACCAACAAGUGCAGGUGAUGAAGAUGAUGGUACAGGAGUUGAAGAAGACACAAAUGCUGUAGAUCUAUCAAGAAGUGCAGGUGAUGUAGAUGAGGGUACAAGAGUUGAAGAAGACAAGAGUGCUGGGUCUGAUGAUUCGGAUGAUGAGUACUCUGAGGCUGACUCACAGUCAGAUGACGAUGAUGUCCAGUCAGCUAGUGAAGAGGGCUCCGGUGCUGGCACUGGUUGUGAGAGUGAUAACGAGAGCUCUGCUGAGAGUGAAGAUCAGGGGGAGUGGGCUUCAGCGGAGGAAGAUGGUGCUGAUACCAAGGACAGUGGUGAUGAAAAGACAGAUGAACCUCCCAAGAAAACAGACACAGCAGACCCUGCCUUUGUUCCUAGAAGGGAUACAUUUUGGACACAUGACGACAGAUGGGCAGAUAUUCCUGAUAUUGACAGGAGAAAGCCACCCUCUAGAGCUCUGUGGGACAAAACAGGGGACAAAUGGUUGCAUGACAGAUAUGUUGAGGAGGAACAAGCCCCUAAAACAGCUGAAGAAUUAGAGGAGUCCUCAAGAAAUCUUAGAAGAAAUGCAGGCAGGCGAGGGGGACGACGUAAUUAUGACCUUAAGGAAUUCAUGACAGAGAACAGAAGAUGGAAAACACAGUCAGACAGGGGGGGAAGAGCUCCACCCCAGAGAAGAGAACAAGAAUAUCAUGACCAACAGGAGGAGAGGAAUGAGGGUUAUAGAAGAGGUGGUGGUAACCGGGAAAAAGAAAAAGGUCAGCGUUCUGAUGAUGGGUUUAGGAGAGAGACAAGGCAAAGAAUAGAGGAGAGAAGGGAGGACAGUCCAAAGAACAGAGAGAGAAGAAGAGGCAGAAAUAGAGAAGAUUCCAGGGAAAAGGAGGUUGAGCAUGAAGAAGCUCAGCCAAAACAUAGGCAAAGAAGAACAAAUGAAUACAGAGAGGACUCAGGGGAAAGAUUGGAUGAUCAGAACAAAAGAAGAAACCAAGAUAGACAGCAAAACAGGAGAGGCGGAGAGUCAAGGAGAGAUGAUCAUGGUAGAAGGAAUAAUAGAGAGAAUAGUGGCCAUGAGAACAAGGAAGAGUCAUGGGCUGACCAAGAAGAUGAUAAUCGAAGAGGUGGACGCCGCAGGCAGGAGAAAGAAGAUGUAAAUCAUCAAUUCAGAAAUGAGAGAAAUGCAAGAGAGAAGAGGGACUCAAGAGAUAGAAGGGAUAGGAAAGAAAGAACAGAGGAGGAACAAGACAAAGAAGUUAAAACUAGAGAAUCACCAGCAACCCAAAGUAAGAGUCGUGGCAGAGGAAGGGGCAGAGGAGGAAACCCAGAGAUGAAAAAGUCCCGUAAAAGUGCUGCUGAUUUUGCAAGAGACAGGGAGCUGGCAAGGAAGAAGGAGCAAGAAAAGCAUGGCAGUGAUUUUGAAGAUGCUGAUGAGGAGGUUAUUGUUGAGGAAGAAAAUGAGAAAGAGUCUGAACGUAUCAAAGAGGAGAAUGAAAAUGUAGAGAAAGAACAAAGAACUGCAUCUAAAGAGAAAACGGCUUCUGUUGGAAGCAAACCCAAGCGAUACUCCUCCCAGAGACAAAGAGCAUCACAGCCUCCAGCGCCAGCUGUUCCAGAAGUGUUCCCUGAACAGGCCAUACCUGAAGGAGCCCAAUAUUACAACCAAAUCGGGUUUCAGGGUAUGUAUAACCAAGCAGGAACACCACCCAUGCCACUUGAGAUGAUGAUGCAAACACAACAGAACAUGGUAGUUCCAGAUAAUGGCCAUCCAGUCCCCCAAGGUCAAUACCCAAAUUACCUUGAAGACCUAAGUGAUCAAGUGAGUAUGCAACAAAUGCAGUCAAAUCAGCCAAUGGAGGCGUUACAGCAUGAGAACAUGAUUCAGCAAAGACUUGCUGUUAUGCAACAGAUGGUAUCUCAACAAGGAGCUAUGGCGUCCCAGGAGGCUGCCAUGGCAUCUAGAAUGAUGAGCAUGCAACAGCAGAUGCAGGGAAUGAUGACUCCCAUGACCCAGGGGAACAUGGGUAUCAGCUCUGCGGGUAUGACAACCAUGCCCAUGCAGCCCCAUCACCCUAGCUACACCUCACCACAAGGUUAUCCUGGCCAAACCAUGAUGUUCCCAAAUCCACACUUUCCGAUGAUGGGGAUGGGAAUGAACCCCUUUAUGGCCCAACAGAUGUACGGAGGAAUGCCUGGCGGAGCGCCAUACUUCCCCCAACAGAGCACUAAUGGGAUGGCCGCCCAGCAGCCGUUAGGAGAGCAGGAGGACUCUGGUCCAGUCAGACGCAGGCCAAAUGCCGCAAUACCAAUUAAACCGCCGCCGGUGAGCAGUUGAUUACAACUUGAUGGUGUAGCAGCAUACUUCAGCAUACAGAUCUAGAGGUACAGUAGAAGUAUUUGAAAGACGACCAAUCUUAUGUGUUCUCCAAUCACGACUGAUGCGUCCAUACAUGGAAAACCGACAGUCAAGCACCCGAGUAUGGAGACUCAUCGAUGAAUUAACACACAAGGCCCCACUAGACUACAGUCGAGCACCUCGGUAUGGUGACCCAUCGAUUAAUACACAACACAUGGUCCCACUAGACUACAGUCAAGCACCUCGGUAUUGUGACCAAUCGAUGAAUACACAACACAUGGUCCCACUAGAUUACAGUCAAGCACCUCGGUAUUGUGACCAAUGGAUGAACUAAGACCACAUGGCCCCACUAGACUACAGUCAAGCACCUCGGUAUUGUGACCCAUCGAUGAACACAUAACACAUGGUCCCACUAGACUACAGUCAAGCACCCCGGUAUUGUGACCAAUGAAUGAACUAAGACCACAUGGCCCCACUAGACUACAGUCAAGCACCUCGGUAUUGUGACCAAUGGAUGAACUAAGACCACAUGGCCCCACUAGACUACAGUCAAGCACCUCGGUAUUGUGACCAAUGGAUGAACUAAGACCACAUGGCCCCACUAGACUAGAGUCAAGCACCUCGGUAUUGUGACCAAUCGAUGAAUACACAACACAUGGUCCCACUAGAUUACAGUCAAGCACCUCGGUAUUGUGACCAAUGGAUGAACUAAGACCACAUGGCCCCACUAGACUACAGUCAUGCACCUCGGUAUUGUGACCAAUGGAUGAACUAAGACCACAUGGCCCCACUAGACUACAGUCAAGCACCUCGGUAUUGUGACCAAUGGAUGAACUAAGACCACAUGGCCCCACUAGACUACAGUCAAGCACCUCGGUAUUGUGACCAAUGGAUGAACUAAGACCACAUGGCCCCACUAGACUACAGUCAAGCACCUCGGUAUUGUGACCAAUGGAUGAACUAAGACCACAUGGCCCCACUAGACUACAGUCAAGCACCUCGGUAUUGUGACCAAUGGAUGAACUAAGACCACAUGGCCCCACUAGACUACAGUCAAUCACCUCGGUAUUGUGACCCAUAGAUGAACUAGCAUUGCAUUAUGGUCUGGAUAAAUGGGACAUUCUAACUACUGGAGCGAGUUAUUACAGCAGGUUCACCAAGCAUGGCUUUUUUUGGAUUUUAUUGUCGUCCUUAUACAAUAUGUCAAGCUAGAUUCAUAAUAGCCUGCGUUGCGACGUUAUGAUUUAUUUUGCUACUUUCGUUGCUCUUUUCUUUUCGCCAUUUUGCAGGCUACAUUAGAUAAGACAUCAUAGAAGCCCAUUAUUUUUGAAUAGUUUUUAAGCCAAGAUUUUUUUUUAACUUUUAAAAACAUUGUGGCUCAGAGCUUUUGAGACGACUGAUUACAUACAAAGCCUGGGCUGAGCUUAGUGUGUAAGGGGGGCAUUUUACUUACUUUAUAACACUUUAUUUUCGCGUAAUUUUACUGUAAUUUCGCUCGUCGCGAAUUUCGCGAUUUUUAAAAAUUCUUGCGAAUUACAAGAAAUUGUAUGAAAUAUCUCAAAAUCGCGGAAAUUAAGUGUUAUAACGUAGCUUUAGAAAGGAGGUUGUUCUCUGAGUAAGCAAAACAUCUUUCUUUUUGUAAUGUACCUAUAGAAGUCGUCUUGAUUUUUUAAAAGGGUUUAAAUAGUAUUCAUAAAAGUGAGAGUAGCGUAUCCCCCUCCCCCUUCGAUAUGUUUGGUCUGACCUCCCUAAGCAAUAAACUUCUCUGAAUAAACAUCAUUGCAAGUUGACCAACAGGCUAUGGGAUACUGCGUAAUUUUUCAUGAAAUAUUUAUUGAAUAUGAAAUUGUUAUAGGGGAUAGUGUUCCAAGUUACCAGAAACUUAGUCUAUUAUUAUAAAUCGUGUUAUAUUAGUCCAACAACUUUUUUCGAUAUCAUCGGGUGACCUGUGUAUUCGCUCCUGUACGCCACCUUGUUUUUUUUUAUUAUUAUUUCAUUUCAAUGACUCCAGGAAUGAUUUCUAAAAAGAAAACAUAAAAUCGAAUUGUUGGAGUCUGGUUUCUUUUGUUCUGUUUGUGUAUGAUAGGAGUGGUUUUCAAAAACAAUUGAAAUACUUUUUAGUUAAUUUACUACUAAUACACUGUAAUGUCUUUGUUAUCUUUUGCACGGGAUUUUGAAAACUCUAUAUUUGUUACAUCUAAAAGAUGGUGAUGCUGUAUUUGUGAAGUAGAAUAAAAUGGCGCGUUUUGCAUUA